GCCCACCCCCCGGCCUCGCGCUGUCCCCGGCCUCGGGCGGGGCGGAUGCGCGGUGGCGGCGCGCUGCGAUGGCGCUGUCGGGAGAGCUGUGGGCAGAGCUGCCGGCGGAGCGGCGCAUCUUCUGCGCCGUGCUGCUCUUCUCCUGGGCCGUGUACCUCUGGGAGGCCUUCCUGGCGCACCGGCAGAGGCGGGUGUAUAGAACAACAACACAUGUACCACAGGAAUUAGGACAGAUCAUGGAUUCAGAAACAUUUGAGAAAUCUCGUCUAUAUCAACUGGACAAAAGUACUUUCAGCUUCUGGUCAGGCCUGUAUUCGGAAGUGGAGGGCACUAUGAUUCUCCUCUGUGGAGGAAUUCCUUUUCUCUGGAAUCUGUCUGGGCGGAUCUGUGGUCGUGCUGGGUUUGGACCAGAAUAUGAGAUUGUUCAGUCAUUGAUAUUCCUGCUGCUGGCAACCCUCUUCAGUGCAGUGACUGGCCUCCCAUGGAGUUUGUAUAACACGUUUGUCAUAGAAGAGAAGCAUGGUUUCAAUCAACAGACGCUGGGAUUUUUUUUUAAAGAUGCUAUCAAGAAGUUUGUCGUGACUCAGUGUAUUCUGUUGCCAGUGACUUCCCUUCUGCUUUACAUUAUUAAAAUAGGGGGAGACUACUUCUUCAUCUAUGCCUGGCUCUUCACAUUAGUUGUUUCCUUGGUGCUUGUUACGAUCUAUGCAGACUAUAUUGCACCUUUGUUUGAUAAAUUCAUUCCGCUUCCCGAGGGAGAGCUCAAGCAACAAAUUGAAACGAUGGCAAAGAGCAUUGACUUCCCCCUGACUAAGGUGUACGUGGUUGAAGGUUCUAAGCGUUCUUCUCAUAGCAAUGCUUAUUUCUACGGAUUCUUUAAGAAUAAGCGGAUAGUGCUCUUCGACACCCUCCUGGAAGAUUAUUCGGCAUUGAACAAAGAGCCAGCAGAAGGUGAAGAUGGUGAGAAUGAAGAGACAAAGCCUAAACCCAAAAACAAGAAACAAGGAUGUAAGAAUGAAGAAGUUCUGGCUGUACUUGGUCAUGAAUUGGGUCACUGGAAACUAGGUCACACUGUCAAGAAUAUUAUCAUCAGCCAGAUGAAUUCCUUCCUCUGCUUCUUCUUAUUUGCUGUGUUAAUUGGUCAAAAAGAACUCUUCACUGCGUUUGGUUUCUAUGACACUCAGCCUACCCUGAUAGGCUUGAUGAUUAUUUUCCAGUUCAUUUUUUCACCUUACAAUGAGGUCCUCUCAUUCUGUUUGACUGUAUUAAGCCGACGGUUUGAGUUUCAAGCAGAUGCAUUUGCCAAGGAACUUGGCAAGGCUAAAGACCUGUAUUCUGCUUUGAUCAAGCUAAACAAAGAUAACUUAGGAUUCCCUGUUUCUGACUGGAUCUUUUCAAUGUGGCAUUACUCCCAUCCACCCCUUUUAGAAAGACUUCAGGCCUUGAAAGAUGCAAAGCAAGAGUGACAGGAAUCGUCCUUGGUUCGGAGUCAGUGCUUCCAUCUCAGAAGCAAAGUUCAGAGCUGCUUUUUAAUUUCCUUUUAAAAAUUGAUAAUGCCAGUUCAGUGCAAUGUUAACAGCACCACAGAAACAGGUAUUAAAUUAUAAAUGACUUUUUUUUAAAAAAAAACCAGAAAUGUGGAACUUAAUUUAGAAGAAGUACUGGGUGAAGACCUUCUCCCCCCGCACUGGCUUUUAUCUCCAUAUCACAGUAUAGACUUGUAAAGGGAGGACGACAAAGUUAUAGUCUUCAAAGCACCUAUUUCUUCAGUUUGUGUAUGACUUCAACUUGCUUUUGAUCCUAUUCUCAGUGUUCUGUGAACCCUCCCAGUCUCAACCUCUUUAACAGCAAAGAGGGUUUGAGGGACUUGGUUUCUUGUAUAAUAACACUGGUAUUCGCCAAUCACUGGUUUAUGUGUUUAAAAGCUGAAUGCAAGCACAGGCCUUUCUCUGGAUUGAUGACUGUCAUAAUUGAAAAUGUCACUUAAUAAAAGCUCCUUUCUCUGAAGUGUGCGACGAAGGAUGAAGUACAGCUGAGGAAAUGUACCAUGGCUUCCUUGGAAGUAAGCACUGGUUGGUAUUGCCUAGUGUUAUGGUGGGAUUAGGCUCCUCCUUUUCUCCACUGUGCUGCUGGGGAUAUGGAAAGAUGUUAUGGAGAAUCAGAGCAGGACCUACAUCUUAACAAAAGCUGCUGAUUCUCUAUUCUCCCUUUUGCCUGUGAGCUGACUGGUUCCCAGCUUUUCCACACCUCAGUUCCUCCAUCUCUGAUGUUCUUUGCCUAAAUUGUAUAUAGGGAAGUGUCUGGUUGCUCAGGCAGCGUUAUUGAAGCCAAACUUUCAUUCAGAGGGGCUUUUCCCUCCACUCCAUGGAGGGGUUUCCAUUGGUAUGAAUCCAUCUGAGAUGGUAGUGCUGGAAUAUUUAGAAAAUAUGAGUCAUUGUUCUGAUAUAAAUAGCCCCAAACACUCUUCAUUCAUAUAGGUGAGUGAAAGGCAAAGUGAAUAAUUGCAAAAAUGCAAUUGAUUAUCUGCAUUGAUUAUCUCAAAUUUUUCUGAUAAAAGGUGGAAUUAAAUUUACUUCUCUUGAAAUAAAGAUAAAAGUUAAAUAUACGUUUGUAUGUGCCAUACAAAUGUUUUGAACCAGACUGAGCGCCCAUGCUUCGUAUAAAAUCAUAUUUUAUAUCUACAAUAAAUGAAAAAGUUCUGCUCAGCUCUGUUGAGAGAGAAGUCUUCAAAGUACAUUCUCGCUGUUUCAUUAUGCAGAGUAUUCUUGGAGACUUACCUGUUAAAAUUUGCUUUUCUGAUCAUAAGGAAAAAUGCCUUCUCAGACAAUGGACGUGAUGUCUCAGGUGCAACAAGAUACACGAUGUUGUGGGAGCCCUUUGUAUGCCUUAUUGUGUUUAUACCCUAGCGAAUACGAAGUUGAACUAUAGAUAUGGAUUUAGGAGGCAGUUGUACAAAUAUGGGGAGCCUAUAUUUGUCAUGUUAACUGCAUUCAUUAAAUGGCCCUUGAAUAAAAGGAUUAACUUGAAU
Molecule: messenger RNA, 3028 nt
Organism: Cuculus canorus (common cuckoo)
Lineage: Eukaryota; Metazoa; Chordata; Aves; Cuculiformes; Cuculidae
Gene: ZMPSTE24
Product: zinc metallopeptidase STE24
Exons: 10
Coding region: 69-1466 (465 amino acids)
Biological process (GO): CAAX-box protein processing
Cellular component (GO): endoplasmic reticulum membrane
Molecular function (GO): metalloendopeptidase activity
Source: RefSeq, a predicted model, not a curated record